UUAUUUGUUUCCUUCAUUUAAAGGUACAGACCUAUGUGAUAAGAAGAGCAGUACAACGUGCAAAUGGGCAGAUGGAUUGUCUACCUGCACCUGUUUGAACAAUUACAUUAAAACAAACUUCACUACCAAAAUGUGCAUUGCUUGUCCCAGCGGUCAAAAAGCUGAGGGUUCUGAAAAAUGUGUCAAUUGUCCAUUUGGUUAUUCUGGUUUUACCUGCAAAGAAUCAUGGAAGCUGGUGCUGGUAAUUGUUGGCUCUGUGCUCGGGGGACUGCUGCUCAUCACACUCAUUCUUCUGCCUAUAGUGGCACGCAAAUAUUCAAAGAGCUCCAUUAUAAACAAAAAUACAGACAUUGGGAAGUCUUACAUUAGCCACCCUCCUGCCAAUAAACCAUUGGUUAACGGUAGCUUAAUCAACAGCCAGGCAACCUCUGUUAACAGGCAAGCCAAUGGCCUGAAAGAUUUUGCCAAUGCUGGGGUGCCCAGGAUCCCACGGGCCACAACCACCAGCUGGAACAGCGGGACCAACCUGGAGAUGACUCCAAACACCAGCCGUGAACGUGAUCCCUAUGUGGAGGAACCGGGUGAGUAUAAGUUUGUGUGUUUGAUGUACAAAGAAAGAGAGCAGUAAGGGCAAAUUAAAGAAGUACAAAAUAUAAAAGAGUUUUAGUUCAUGGAACAGAAAGAAAGUAGAAUGUUAGUAGAAAAUAUUCAGCAGAGGAAGAGAAGUUAAAAUCUGGCAUAAGCUUGGUUUUCUUCUCAUGAAGAAAUUCUCUUUUCACUGUAGUGUUUCCCUGAUGACCAUGAUGAAAUGAACCCGUAUGCUCAGAGUCAACCCCAGAGCAGUUUCUAUGCUCAGAAUCGACCUCAGAUCAACCCAAAUGCUCAGAACCAAGGCAACAGCAACUCUAACUACAUACAUGACAAUGGAAGAAGGUUUAAUCAAUGCACAAAGAUUCAUCCGGCAGUUACAUUUCCCUUCCAAGUCCACAAAUUGUUGGUCCAACAACAGGUAACAUAUGUUAGAACUCACUUUCUCAUUAAACUGUUACAGUCACUUUACCUCAUAUACUUACUUACUGUUUAUACAAACUGUUAACACCUCUCUCUAUAUAUUUAUUUAUUUAUUCUCUGCUGCAUAUAUGUUAACUACAUACCUGCUUACAUUUAAAUAACAUUAAUUUCAUUCAUUUAUUAUCAAU
Etheostoma spectabile (orangethroat darter) is the source of this 1199-nucleotide messenger RNA. RefSeq names its product mucin-13. The transcript is spliced from 5 exons. The record is from RefSeq and is a predicted model, not a curated record. NCBI's taxonomy places the organism in Eukaryota, Metazoa, Chordata, Actinopteri, Perciformes, Percidae. Bases 131 to 628 code for a protein of 165 amino acids.